This is a messenger RNA of Endocarpon pusillum Z07020, 1425 nucleotides long. RefSeq lists its product as uncharacterized. Bases 1 to 1425 code for a protein of 474 amino acids. Gene Ontology annotation, molecular function: aldehyde dehydrogenase (NAD+) activity. The record is from RefSeq and is a predicted model, not a curated record. The transcript is spliced from 2 exons. NCBI's taxonomy places the organism in Eukaryota, Fungi, Ascomycota, Eurotiomycetes, Verrucariales, Verrucariaceae.
AUGGCGCCUUCGAAGCUUACCACCGUGGACUUCAACACAUUCACCAACAUUGUGAAUGGCGAGCCGCGCUCUGCAAAAAAUAAGUACAACGGCAUUGACCCGACUACUAAGGAAAAGCUCUGGGACGUUCCUGUAGCCAGCAAAGAGGAUGUCGAAGAUGCCGUCAAAGCUGCACACGAAGCUUACAGAAAAUGGUCAAAGAAGUCCUGGGAGGAACGCCAGGAGGCACUUGAUAGGUUCAAGGAUAUAUAUGCAAGCUACAUGGAUGAACUGACAGAGCUUCUGAUGAAAGAGGUCGGCAAGCCGAAAAGGUUGGGUGAACUAGAAAUCAAGAGCGGUCUUGCUUUCACUGAUUGGCAUAUGAAGCUCUCGCAGCCGGAACCAGAGCAGUACGAAGACGACGAAAAGACAGUCACAACGAGAUUUCUUCCUUUGGGGGUUGUGGUGGCCAUUUGUCCAUGGAACUAUCCCGUCACUUUGUCUUUAGGCAAGAUCCUGCCCGCAGUCCUGACAGGGAAUGCCAUCAUUGUCAAACCGUCGCCAUUUACGCCUUACUCUACUCUGAAGGUCGUUGAGAUCGCUCAGCAAGUCUUUCCGCCUGGACUUGUUCAAGCUUUAGACGGUGAUGACAAACUUGGCCCUGCUUUGGUUACUCAUCCAGACAUCCAUAAAGUUUCCUUCACCGGUGAGAGUGCCUCCAAUUCCCCUGUCCUUUUCACUCCUAACAAGCCGCUCCAGCUCGGAGGUAAUGACCCGUGUAUCAUCCUUCCAGAUGUCGAUAUUGCCAAGACCGCACCUCAAGUGGCCCUCGGCGCCUUUCUCAACUCUGGCCAGAUCUGUGUUGCAACCAAACGCAUUUAUAUUCACAAAGACAUCUACCGUCCUUUCGUGGACGCCUUGAUCUCUUUUACGGAACAACUUAAGGUCGGUACUCCAAAGGGAGAGAAUGUAAUGCUUGGGCCCAUUCAGAACGAGAUGCAGUAUGACAAGGUGAAAACAUUCUUCGAGGAUAGCAAGAAAAAUGGAUAUAAGUUCGUAGCUGGGAUGGACAACCUGGAGGAAGGGAAAGGAUACUUCAUCAAACCAGCCAUCAUCGACAAUCCGCCCAAUGAUUCCAAAAUCGUUACGGAGGAGCCGUUUGGACCAAUUGUGCCAUGCCAACCCUGGGAGGAUGAAGCAGAGGUCAUUGCCCGCGCCAAUGACACAAGGGCUGGUUUGGCUGCGAGCGUUUUUGGCAAGGACCUUGAGAGAUGUGAGAGAAUUGCCAACCAGAUUGAGAGUGGAAGUGUCUUCAUCAAUUCAUUUGCAAAACCUGGUCCAAUGGCAAUUUUCGGGGGCAUGAAAGAAAGUGGGAUUGGGGGAGAAUGGGGAAAGUUGGGUAUGUUAGCAUACAUGAUUCCUCAAGCUAUCCAUCGAUACAAGUAG